This is a messenger RNA of Cynocephalus volans (Philippine flying lemur), 5455 nucleotides long. RefSeq names its product alpha tocopherol transfer protein like (gene TTPAL). Gene Ontology annotation, cellular component: membrane. The record is from RefSeq and is a predicted model, not a curated record. The coding region runs from base 241 to 1269 and encodes 342 amino acids. The transcript has 6 exons. Gene Ontology annotation, molecular function: phosphatidylinositol bisphosphate binding. NCBI's taxonomy places the organism in Eukaryota, Metazoa, Chordata, Mammalia, Dermoptera, Cynocephalidae.
CCGGCCGGGCACGGAGUGCGGGUCUGUUUUGCGCGCGCUGCUGGACGAGGCUCUCGCCGCCGAGUGACCCGUCUCCGCCCCGCAGCCCGGCCGAUGACCGGUAAGGGAAUCUUAACCCUUGACUUGGUAUUGUCAGCACCACGCUCACCCAGUGAGCUAACCGGCCAUUCCUGUACAGGGAUCCGAACCCACAGCCUUGGUGUUAUCAGUACCACACUCUCCCAAGGAUCCUGGUAGCUAAUGUCAGAAGAAAGUGACUCUCUCAGAACCAGCCCUUCUGCGGCCUCACUCUCCGAAAAUGAGCUGCCACCACCACCUGAGCCUCCUGGCUAUGUGUGCUCGUUGACAGAAGAACUGGUCACCAAGGCCCGGGAAGAGCUGCAGGAGAAGCCAGAAUGGAGACUUCGGGAUGUGCAGGCCCUUCGUGACAUGGUGCGGAAGGAGUACCCAAACCUGAGCACAUCUCUUGACGACGCCUUCCUGCUGCGCUUCCUCCGAGCCCGCAAGUUUGAUUACGACCGGGCCCUGCAGCUCCUGGUCAACUACCACACCUGCAGGAGAAGCUGGCCCGAAGUCUUCAAUAACCUGAAGCCAUCAGCCUUAAAAGAUGUCCUCGCUUCCGGGUUCCUCACUGUGCUGCCCCACACUGACCCCAGGGGCUGUCAUGUCCUCUGCAUCCGUCCAGACAGAUGGAUACCGAGCAAUUAUCCAAUUACCGAAAACAUCCGAGCCAUAUACUUGACAUUAGAAAAACUCAUUCAGUCUGAAGAAACCCAGGUGAAUGGAAUUGUAAUUCUUGCAGACUACAAAGGAGUGAGCUUAUCAAAAGCAUCUCAUUUUGGCCCUUUUAUAGCCAAAAAGGUGAUUGGCAUCCUUCAGGAUGGUUUCCCCAUUCGGAUAAAAGCAGUCCAUAUAGUGAAUGAACCUCGAAUAUUUAAAGGCAUUUUUGCCAUCAUUAAACCAUUUCUGAAGGAGAAAAUAGCAAACAGAUUCUUCCUCCAUGGGUCUGACCUGACCUCUCUCCACACAAACCUUCCAAGAAGUAUUCUUCCCAAGGAGUAUGGGGGCACGGCUGGAGAGCUGGACACAGCCACCUGGAAUGCAGUACUGCUGGCCUCGGAGGACGACUUUGUGAAAGAGUUCUGCCAACCUGUCCCCGCCUGUGACAGCAUCCUGGGCCAGGCGUUGUUGCCUGAGGGACUGACUGCAGAUGUGCAAUGUGAUGACUCCAUGCGAGCUGUGAAAUCACAGUUGUACUCCUGCUAUUAGUCAGUCCCCCUGAGUGUCACCUUUGAAUCCUCUCCUAUUUUCUUUGGAGAGGUACAAGGAGAAUUUAAGGUGCCAAGGAUUUGGUCUUGUUCCUUGUAAUUGAGCAGCAUGGAGGAACAGCCUGUGGAGCUUUAAGGGUGAGCCCAUCAUGAGGUAAGCCUUUGGUUACUUGAAUUAUUCCAUGGAAGACACAGAAAAUGUCCCCAUUAAUUCCCAACCAUUUAGAAUCCCAGUUUACAACUAUUAAUCUGAAAACUGUAUCUGCUUGUUACACAUCUUGGAAGCAAGAAAAAUCAGUACCAAAGUCACUUUGAUCCUACUUUUCAAGAGAAAACAAUUUGAUGGCCAGUCAGUACUACUACUAUGAAACAGUUUGGCCAAACCUGUAAGGUGGCCAAAUGGGAGACUUUGGGAGUUCGUCUUUCACAUGAACCCUUAUGACAGACACUCUGUUGCUCAUCAGGAAACUUCAAGUUUGAGGUCCAGGCCCCAGUUGCCAUCACUGGGUUUGGAAAGCACCUUCACUGAAUCAUGCAAGCAUCAAGACAUACGCAGCACUUCCUGAUCAAAUUUGGAAGCCACAGAUCUUCAGAGCACCUCUGGAAUUCAUUGGUUGAAUUUUGCAACAGAAGCUCAAGUUUUCCCCAACCCAUAAAGCCUUAGCCCUGGUUCUCAAAAGAAUCAUACAGGGUCCUAGAAGUACAGUUGAGUGCUACACAUCAAUGUUUCAAUCAAUGAGGGGCCACAUAUACAACAGUAGUCGGAGCAAUAGGCUAUACCAUAUAGCCUAGGUGGGUAGUAGGCUAUGCCAUCUGUAUUUGUGUAAGUACACUCUAUGAAGUUUACACAACAACAAAAUUGCCCGAUGACCCAUUUCUCAGAACGUAUCCCCAUUGUUAAGCGACACAUGACUGUAUAAUUUUACUCAACCCAAAAUACUGGAUUCCAAGUGUUUUGCUAAAAGAAUUCUGGCCUGGGAAUCAGAGACCUUGGCCCCAGGUGUUCGAUCAGACAAGUCAUGGGCCUCUGGGCCUCAGCUUUCUCAUCUGUAAAAAUGAGGCUGGAUGUCUAGGGUCCUUUUGGCUGCUAAUGUUCUGGGAUUUGGUUGUUACUGAAUGUUACUUCUGUCUAGAAAGAUUACUAUCUAAAUACAAGUGGUUGGAUCCUUUUUUUUUUUUUUUUUUUUUUUUUGGUGGUACAUAUGGGCCUAAGAGGCCCUGCCUUUAAAGAAACAAAUAUGUGAAUUCCUGGGAUUCAAGUGGUACCAACUUCCUUUUUGUAGUGAUGUUUAAACUUUAAAAGAAUAGCUUUUGUUAGGCCAAUUGAGGUGACCAGAAUCUUGAAUGAAUUCCUUUCAUCCUUAAGAGUCUGGUAGUAUAUUAUAAGCGUGGCUACAGUGGUUUCAUUCCUUGGGAUUCUUAAAUUUUGGUCUCUGGAAAUGAACACAAGGGCAGGUUUUUGCUAAUUCACUUCUGGGGCACCCCUCAGCCCCCCUGGGCACCAUUCCCUCCAACCUCACCCCCCACCCCCACCAUCCCAGACCCACUUGAGUUUCUCUCUCUGGUAUGGGUGGAGCAGCCGGCCUGAAUGUUAGUUCUGCAUUUUAGCACUAUAGACCCUGUCAAGAUUUUAGCCUUAGCCCAAAUAUCAAAUUAGGUGGUUCAUCUGAUGGCUUUCAGCCAGCCUACUUCCUUUUAUAUUCAUGCCAUGCGAUCACGUUAAAUACUGGCAAGUACAAUGUGUUGUGUGUGUACCUUCUCCACGCAUUUAUUAGUCUAAGCAGGCAAGGUGGACAACUCAGUUAGGGAAAGAACAGUAUGCUAAAAUUCAAAGUCCAGUCUGUUUUUACUAAGCUGUCCAUCUGUAUAGCACUUUUUAAAAUGUUUGGACAAGUUUUUGUUGGAAAUUACUUACUUCGUUAAUGCCAAUUCUAGGAAAAGUUCUUUUCAUCAUGGAUACUAACCCUGGAUCAUCUAGGAUCUUGGCUGAGCUGGAAAUGACAAAUUGCACACUGCUGGCUAUCUCUAGUUCCAUCUGAUGAUGAUGUGACCAGCAUUGCUGAAAAGGCCUAAGUAGGAUGGCUAACGUAGAGGGUUCAGAACCCAACAGCCUGGACUGGAGAAUCAUUUAGAGGCUUUCUUAGGUCUCAAGAGGGGAGAGAGAGAAAAAACAAGAGUAAAAAACUAGACAAAGAGAGGAAUGAAUCAGCCCCUACCAAGUUCCCAAGGUUUAAAUCCCUUUGUCUGUGUGACACAGGGAUGGCCAAGCUCACAUACAGAAAUAUCUCCAAGACCAGAAAUGAUAUUGCCUAUCUCCCAGGCCUAGUUGGACCAACGAGCUGUUUCAUUCAGCUUCUGAAAGAAGUCAUAGUGUAGGUUUGUCUGCCUCCUGGAGCUGCUAUGCUUUGUUUUGGCUCCGAAGAGAGAUCAAAUAGUCUUGGCACAUCAGGAGGUUUGAACCAAACUGCAAAACCAGAACCUCCCAGGGUGAAAAUCAAGGCAGUCUCCCUAUGGCUUUACUAGGGUGUUUGUGUGAAGUUAUCCCAGCAGGGUAGGGAAUGACCAAUGGGAACACACAGGGAGCCUUAGUAGUGGGGAGCACACUGGGGGAGCUGACAAGUGAACCACAAGAACUGGGAGUAUUUUUCUUCAGGGAAAAAUUCUGACUCAUUACACAAACACCUGAAAAUUAACAUGUCCCUAAAUUCAGAGUAGUGUGGUAUUGGGAAAGGAAAGGAAUAGUAAAUUAGGAGAUGUGAGUUUCAGCAUUACCCUGCAAUGUGGCCUUGGGCGAGCCACAACGCCCUUGAAUCAUGAAAGGGGUAUCUACACUGAACUCAACCCUCUGCUGUUCCUGGCAUCUAACUGGCUUUACCAAUACAGGGACACAGUACCUUAUCUUUUUAGAGGCUUUUUUCUUUUUUUUCCCCUCAUCUGAAUAAUUAUUCAGGAAAUUUAGGUCUGAAUGAAUUGGUACCUAAAGCUUCCAAAUGAAUCUGUAAGCUCAGGUAUAUGGGAGUUUUCCUCUUCUUCUUCCCCUAUACCCCCCAGAAAGAAUUCUGGAAAAUUAUACCUCUUCCUAGAAUCCUAUUCUACCUUCAUCGGGAGAGACUGGAUGAAAUCUACAGGAACAGCCAAUGUAACCCUGGCUUCACAUCUUGAUUUUCUUACCUACUCUUGGCAUUGUGGCUUUAGAUCCCUCAUACUUCAUCCUGCUUUCACAAGAAGCCACUUGUCCUAGGUUUAUAAACACUCCAGGUUACAAGAUAACUAUUUCCAGAAAUAGAGUCAGAGCCUAAGAGGCAUUUUCCCUGAAUUCCGGUGACAUUCAGAAUUUUCCCUGGGUGGGCAUUUUGUUUAAAUGCCAUUUGAUUCACAGAUCAAUCAUGGGAUUACUUUCUCAUUUGGGUAGCAGAAACUAUAGUACUGUUGUGGCACAAUAAUACCACACCUUAAAGUUUUCCUUUGAAAUCUCCUUUCAUUUGGGGAGUAAAAUGUUGGCUGAUAUGUGUGGCUGUCCUGUGGCCAUAAGAGGUAUGGAGAUACCAAACAGAAACAUGUCAACUGUUCAGGAAAGAUGUCAGUUCUGGUAAUGCCUCUCAGUACUGGAAUCAAUUACUUUUGUAAAUGUAAAUUCCUUCUUGCUCUCCUGACUCAGAGAAAUAGUUUGCUUGAAAUGCAAGUAAAAAACACCAUCAGAGUUGGAUAUUCCUCCUUAAUAGGAGCUUACUCCAUGGGAAGGCCCAAUGUGAUUUGUGCUUGGAGAUGACAGUGAUAAAUAUACUAUUUUUCACUUAGCUAUUUUUCUUUUAAUCUUACUGGGCAGUGUGAUUAGUCAGGCAGGAAGCCGGCUGCUGUAGUGAAUUCUUACGGAUAUGCUACGGCUUCUUGGUAUAUCAGGUAGGAACCUGUUACAAGUGAAAUACUUGAAACCUCUCUGUGGCCAAGAGCCUUCCAAUACCACUCUCCAUGGGGUGGUAGGUGGGCUAAUUUUCUGACCAGUUUGGGGGACCAUUUCAACCACUGGUCACAUUCCUUGCUUCAAACUGAAAUUCAGUUUGGCCUUGAGUGUAGGGACAUAUGGUGGUUGGACUCAUCUACUUCAGUGUUUGUUUUGACCAAAAGUUUAUUUUUCUAGUGCAUUUUCUAAGUCAAAGUGGUGAAAAUAUGUAAUUUUAGAAUGCAUG